AUGUCCUCCGGCGGCCUCGUCUCCGCCCUCUCCGGCACCAAAAAAUCUAUGAGCUUCACAUGGAUAGGCUGGCCGGGCUUUUACAUCCCCCCGAAGGACCGCCUCAUCGUCGACCGCCGCCUCAUGGACGAGUACUCCUGCCAGGCCGUCUACCUCGACGACGACGUCGCAGACCGCCAUUACAACGGCUUCUCCAAUUCGAUCCUAUGGCCCCUCUUCCACUAUCACCCGGGCGAGAUGAACUUCGACGAGGAGAACUGGCUUGCCUACCGCCAGGCGAACAUGCGCUUCGCAGAGGUCGUGCGUCAGCAGGUCCGCCCGGGCUCCAUGGUCUGGGUCCAGGACUAUCACUUGAUGCUGCUCCCGAUGCUCUUGCGCGGGCUCGUCACCGGCCCAGAGCUCACUCGUGAGUUCACGGAGAACGAGCUCGCAAAGAUCACCGAGGGCGUCGAGAACGAGGACUUUCCCAUCGUAGGGAACCAGACCGUGCCCGGAGUCAAGAUCGGGUUCUUCCUGCACACCCCGUUCCCGAGCAGCGAAAUCUACAGGAUUCUGCCUGUGCGCAGGGAGAUCCUCCUAGGCGUGCUCUAUUCAGAUCUCCUGGGCUUCCAUACGUACGAUUAUGCGCGGCAUUUCUUGUCUUCAUGCACCCGCAUUCUCGGCCUCCCGACCAUGCCCAAUGGCGUUGAGUUCGAGGGCCGCCUUGCACAUGUCGGCACAUUCCCGAUCGGUAUCGACCCAACAUCGUUCACGGAGAAUUUAAAGAAGGAAUCGGUGAAGAAGCGCAUCGCGGCGCUCGAGCAGCGAUUCAACGGCGUAAAGGUCAUCGUCGGCGUCGAUCGGCUGGACUACAUCAAAGGUGUCCCGCAGAAACUGCACGCGCUCGAGCUCUUCCUCACACAACAUCCGGAAUGGAUCGGGAAGGUCGUAUUGGCGCAGCUUGCAGUGCCGUCACGGCAGGACGUCGAGGAGUACCAGAACCUGCGCGCAACCGUCAACGAGCUUGUCGGCCGGAUCAAUGGCCGGUUUGGCACCGUCGAGUUCAUGCCGAUUCACUUCAUGCACAAGUCGCUUCCGUUCGACGAGCUGUGCGCAUUGUACGCGGUUAGCGACGUGUGUCUCGUGUCGAGUACACGGGACGGGAUGAAUCUCGUAUCAUAUGAGUAUAUCGCAUGCCAGCAGGCGCGCCAAGGCGUCAUGAUCCUCUCCGAGUUCGCAGGCGCGGCUCAGAGCUUGAACGGGAGCAUAGUUGUCAACCCGUGGGACAGCCAGCAGGUCGCGGACGCGAUCCACGAGGCGGUCACCACCGACCCCGAGACACGCGCAGACAACCAUCGCAAACUGUUCAAGUACGUCACGAAAUACUCCGCCGCGUUCUGGGGGACGUCGUUCGUGCGCGAGAUGGCGAAGCUGAACGUGGACGAGGUCGACAAGGGCGGCCAGGCGGAGCUGAAGCAGGAGGACAUGGCGCUCAGCGACGCGACCGCCGACGGCGCGGAUGCCGUUGUCGAAUCAUGA
Heterobasidion irregulare TC 32-1 is the source of this 1518-nucleotide messenger RNA. RefSeq names its product glycosyltransferase family 20 protein. Gene Ontology annotation, molecular function: catalytic activity. The transcript is spliced from 6 exons. NCBI's taxonomy places the organism in Eukaryota, Fungi, Basidiomycota, Agaricomycetes, Russulales, Bondarzewiaceae. The record is from RefSeq and is a predicted model, not a curated record. Gene Ontology annotation, cellular component: alpha,alpha-trehalose-phosphate synthase complex (UDP-forming); cytosol. Bases 1 to 1518 code for a protein of 505 amino acids. Gene Ontology annotation, biological process: trehalose biosynthetic process; cellular response to heat.